Molecule: messenger RNA, 1618 nt
Organism: Mytilus trossulus (common blue mussel)
Lineage: Eukaryota; Metazoa; Mollusca; Bivalvia; Mytilida; Mytilidae
Exons: 10
Coding region: 56-1618 (520 amino acids)
Source: RefSeq, a predicted model, not a curated record
GUUUAAACUUCCGUGUUAAAUAAAGUUUUAUAUACAAAAAAGUAGUAUAGGAAUAAUGAAUUGCAAGCUGUGCUUUUACAUUGUCGCAUUUUUAUUCUUUGAAAACUAUUCAUGCACAUUGGUGUAUAGAUAUAAUUCUACACAAUUAACAUGGGAUUCAGCAAGAGAUGAUUGCUUACAACGAGGUGGGGAUUUGGUAAAUGGUUCUUUUCAACAACAGCUUUAUAAUUGUACUUUUCCUCAAAAUACAAACUUUUGGGUUGGAACAUAUAAUGAAUUUUCACAGUGGAUACAGAUAAUGGGUUGUUCCCAGAUGGAUACGUCUGGCAUUGUAAACCAGUAUACUAGUGAUAGCCCACAUACGUGUGUUGAUAAUUGUAAUAAGUUCUUCGGAAUGAUGGAUAACAGUUGUUACUGUUUGCCUGAUAAUUAUUCAUGGGAGACAGAUCAAAGUCAAGUAAAUGAUUCAAUGUGCAACAAGACAUGUGGAGAGAAUAUGCAGGACUCUUGUGGUGGCAAUGAGUAUAUAACUGUGUAUAAGAGAGUGCCAAAUAGUAUAGUGCUUGACCGAAUUGAUGAGCCAGACAAAAAUUCUAUAAUGUGUGGGUGUAUGGAGUGUACCAACAACGGAUGGCUAUACUAUGGGUAUUCUUGUAACCAAUCACUACAGACGACUUGUAAUGACAAAAGUGAGAUAGAAGACAAUAGAAAUUGGAAUGAAGGCAAGGAAGCUUGCUGGUCCGAUCAUCAAUCAUUUCUCUUAGCUGGUACAAUCAACGAUUUACAAUGUGUCAAUACAACAAGUAGAGCCCCAAUGUGGAUAGGUCUUUACAGGCGGAAAAGAAUUCAAGUUGUGAAAGAGGAAAAGUCAUCUGUAUCUGCCGUUUCUUGUUUUCAUGGUAUGCUCACUGCUGGUGUUCUAAGUAUAGACAGCAACUUAAAUUGUACAGCUCAACUUCCAUUUAUAUGCGAAUUAGACACAGAAGACGUGUUGUCCUCCGAUUGCUACGUUUAUCCACCAGAGCAUGUAACAACAGAAUUAACAACAGUAGAAGAAGGAACAACACAAACAAAAUAUGUUGACUUAACAACGCCUGCAAGCGGAACAUCACAACCAAAGAAGUUAACUGAUGAUAAUGAUGACAUUAGCCCAGGCGCAGCUGUAGGUAUUGCGUUUGCAGUAGUUUUACCUACCCUUCUGGUCAUUGGUACUAUCAUCUGUCACGUGGCAUGUGGACAAAAGCCCACUGAAAGAAAGCCGGAGGAUAAAGUAGAACUUAGAAAGAAAGAGGAAUAUUAUAUUCGCCCUUCUAGCGAGAUGUCAGAAAUAAAUAUACGAUAUUCGUUGUUUGAACAAGAACCGGACAAUAAAGAAUCCGAUAGUGGUAUUGGAGAUAAUAGCAAUGCUUCUGUUUCGUAUGAAAAAUCACGAGAUGGUCACGUGUCGACAUUUAUUACAAUACCAAAAGUACAAGCACCAAAUGGUCCAGACAUAGAAGCAUCAAAUGGUCCCGACAAAGAUGUACCAAACGGUCCAGAAAUAGAAGCACCAAAUGUUCCAGACAUACCCGUAGUUAAUGUCUUAGUUAAUGACGAUGAUUUGGUUACUAAGUUAUAG